Messenger RNA from Ziziphus jujuba (common jujube), 2185 nucleotides. Its product is annotated as laccase-7-like. NCBI's taxonomy places the organism in Eukaryota, Viridiplantae, Streptophyta, Magnoliopsida, Rosales, Rhamnaceae. Gene Ontology annotation, biological process: lignin catabolic process. The record is from RefSeq and is a predicted model, not a curated record. Gene Ontology annotation, cellular component: apoplast. The coding region runs from base 139 to 1827 and encodes 562 amino acids. The transcript is spliced from 6 exons. Gene Ontology annotation, molecular function: copper ion binding; hydroquinone:oxygen oxidoreductase activity.
AUAGAAUUCCAAGCUAAUCUUGAUAAAUAGAACCUCAAUUUCCUUCUAUCUUUAUUUUAUUAUUAUUAUUAUUCUUUUUUUUUUUUUUUAAACCAAUCUCUCUUCCAUCUCAUCCAUUUUUCUUUUCCUUAAUUCAGCAUGGCAAGAUUAAUGAUGUUUUUGGUAGCAUGUGCUUUAGCGGUUUUAGCUUCUUCAACGGUUUCGGCUGCAAUAGUGGAGCAUUCUUUCAUUGUGAAAAAUCUAAUGGUGAGGAGGCUUUGCCAUGAGCAAGUCAUAACUGCAGUGAAUGGAAGCCUGCCGGGUCCAACUAUACGCGUAAAGGAGGGUGAUACACUUGUCGUCCACGUCUUCAAUGAAUCACCCUAUAAUCUUACAAUUCACUGGCACGGAGUAUUUCAGCUUCUGACCGGUUGGGCAGAUGGACCCGUUUACAUAACUCAGUGUCCAAUACUUCCCGGAUGCAAAUAUACCCACAGAUUCAACAUCACUGGACAAGAAGGAACACUCUGGUGGCAUGCCCACGUGUCUUUUCUCCGGGCAACCGUCUAUGGAGCUCUCAUUAUCCGACCAAGAUCCGGUCAUUCCUACCCAUUUCCUAAACCACAUAAGGAGAUACCCAUCUUACUCGGCGAAUGGUGGAAUGCUAAUGUCAACGACGUUGAGGCCGAAGCCCUUCUUACUGGAGCUGCUCCAAGCAACUCCGAUGCUUACACAAUUAAUGGAAGACCUGGUGAUCUCUACCCGUGCUCCGAAAAUAAAACAUAUAGGCUGAAAGUGAAGAGAGGAAAAACCUACAUGCUAAGGAUAAUCAACGCUGUACUCAAUAGCCAGCUCUUCUUCAAGAUAGCCAAUCAUAAAAUGACAGUUGUCUCCGUCGAUGCCGCUUACACGGAACCCUAUGUAACCAACGUCGUCGUUUCGGCUCCCGGUCAGACCGUUGACGUCCUCGUCACCUUCGAUGAGCCUCUGGGCUCUUAUUACAUGGCAGCCAGUCCCUAUGCUAGCACUUUUCCGGCAAUACCCUUCGACAACACUACCACGACGGGAAUCAUCCAAUACGUGGGCUCCACGUCGCAAACACCAGUCAUGCCAGCUCUUCCAGACUUCAACGACACGCCAACGGCCCACAAGUUCUAUUCCAACCUAACCGGCCUGGCCAAUGGGCCACAGUGGAUCCCGGUCCCACUCGACGUGGAUGAGCACAUGCUCAUUACUAUAGGACUGAAUUUCGAACUGUGCGCCACGUGUCAAGGAGGGCAGCGAUCGGCUGCGAGUAUGAACAACCAGUCGUUCAUGCUACCGGAGAAGCUGUCCAUAUUGGAAGCUUCGUUUUACAAUGUGAGCGGGAUCUACACCGCUGAUUUCCCUGACGAGCCACCAGUGAAGUUUGACUAUACGAAUUUAAACCUCAGCACUGACCCGUCGCUGGUAUAUACUCAAAGGACGACGAAAGCGAAGAAAUUGAAGUUCAAUUCCACGGUGGAGAUUGUUUUCCAGAACACCGCGUUUUUAGGGAUUGAAAACCAUCCUAUGCACCUUCACGGUUACAGCUUCCAUGUAUUGGCACAAGAGUUUGGUAAUUACGACGCCGUUAAUGAUCCCAAAAAAUUCAAUUUGGUUAACCCACAAGCAAGAAACACCAUCGCCGUACCAGUUGGAGGCUGGGCCGUUAUCCGAUUCCGAGCAAAUAAUCCAGGUGUAUGGAUAAUGCAUUGCCAUCUGGACGUUCACUUGACGUGGGGCUUGGCUAUGGUCUUUGAGGUGGAAAAUGGACCCACCCCAUCUUCUACGUUGCCUCCACCUCCAUCGGAUUUGCCCAAGUGUUAGAUUAGAGAUGGAGUUUAAACCAAAAUCAAGACCAAAAUAACCUAUUUCCUCAUAACCUGUUUGGCAAAGCUAGUAGGGAAUGAUUUUGAUUAAAAGUGUUUUUGAAAGUUAAAAGUAUUUUUUUAAAAUUAUCAAAACAUUCUUUAAAACAGUUUUAAAUUUGAAAAAUUAUUUUUGGUUUCUAAAGACUCUAUCAAAUAAAACCUAUAUAUGAUUUUUACUAAUUUGGGUUCUAUUAUUAUUAUUAUUGUUGUUAUUAUUAUUAUUUUACUUUUAGUUACAAAAAAUUAUAUUCAGAAUAACGAGUGAUUGUCAUUAUUUUAAUUUGUAAGUUCUAUAUUGUACUAUUUGGUCAACA